Messenger RNA from Durusdinium trenchii, 3474 nucleotides. The record is from the annotation of a GenBank genome assembly. Lineage: Eukaryota; Dinophyceae; Suessiales; Symbiodiniaceae.
UUGUAGGGAGAUGUCUCUUCAUAUUUUCUGACAUAUUGAAUCACAUGUCAUUGCAAGUUUGCUGUGCCUUCUGAUCCUUGGGACCUCAGAAUUCAUUCAUGUGCAGCCCAGGAUAUGCAAGCCAAUCUACGCUCAUUCAGUUGCCAUGAUCAAAGCGAAGGGACGUGAAGCUGCACUAUCAGCCGAUGAUGAUGAAGAUAGAUUGGAGGACGAUUUAGGCAUCGGAGGACAAUGGUCACUGGAAGAAAGGCAGCAAGUUGCUGCCCGUAUUGAAGCCUCGGGGACGCCCUUGGGUCUCCCAGAUGUGGCUUUCGAUGCGCCAUCCAUGGUGCAGGAUGCGUAUGAUGCAUGCAUCCAGAAAAGCGCUGGUAUCGAUUUCAUGAUGGAUGCCAUCCUACAAGCUGCAAGGCGAAUGGAUGCUGAGAAUUGGGAGCGUUUCCAGCAGAUCCCCUUGCUUCAUGUCCACCAGGAUGAUGCAGCGGUCCACAGCAACCUGUUUGCCCAGACUGAGCCCAGUUGGCGUCCAUUGCUUCAGCGGCCCAAGAAGCGGAGACAGAGCUGUGAAUUUUUGCACAUGGGGACUGCAGCCAUGACUUCUGGUCUUGCAGACUUUUUGACUAAGCUUGGUUGGUCUGGUGUUUGUGUGGGGCCAGUUAAGCCUCCACCAGGCAAUGAGGACUUGCUGAAGCACGUGAAUCUCGAUCCGGCGGCAGAGAAGGACCAGAUGCAGAUUGAUGCUCUCUUGUCCGAAACUGGCGGACUGGUUCCCAGACCUCCGACAUUUCCACUGGCCUAUGUCAACGUCGUUUUCAACGUCAAUGAGGAAGCCAACUUGUUGGACCCAAAUGAUGACGACUAUGAAGAACAGCUGGAAGCAAGGCAGAGGAAAGAAGAGAUGGAACAACAGCAGCAGAAAGAGAAGAGAACAAGUAAGGAACAGUCUCAGCAAGAAAAUGCACCUCUACCCGCUAUUCCUCCUGCCACAAUUGCAGGCUACGGUGUGGUGGGCCUUACGCGGGGUCACCGUGUGCGGCGACGUUUGCAAGCCUUGAAGAACAGCUUGGCGAUCACCUUAGGUCGGCUGGCGAAGGAUGGGACGCUGGUGGUUCUAUGGCCUGGCCUCCCUCUACACCCAGUGUUGUUCUUCAUAGCAGGUUCUCUUCGCCCGCUCUUUCAGCGUGUGCACGUCUUUAGCCCAGAAGGCUCCAAGACCUUCGAAGUGUACAUCCUCGCGGCUGGAUACAAACGUGAGAAAGCUGACAGCAAAGUGCCUGGAAUGGGUGGGCUAGAGCUCAGAAGCUUUUUUGAAGAUACCUGGAGGUGUGACGGAUUGGAUGAUGUGCUGUUGUGGACCCUGGCACCUAUGGCCGAAGAUGAGGAGACCAACGUGGGUAUCACAGGCAAAGGUUUGAUCUUGGGCUACACGCAACUCUGGAAGACCUGGGGAACAAAGCUGACAUCUUUGGCUUUGGACCUUGGCAUGCUGCUGGGCCAGGAUGAUGGUAUGGCAAGUCCAACUUCAGGCAAGAAGUCGACCAGAACAAAAGCAGCUCGAGCCAAGGAGCGGGCCAAAAACAGAGAUAAGAAACCUCCAGAAGCCGCGCCAAAGCUGCCAAAGCCGAAAGAGACUGAUGUCACAAAGAAGACAGCACCAAAGGAGCAACCAGCUGCUGACGAACCGGACAAGGUGUCUGAAAAACCCAAAGCUGAGGCCCAGGAGGCAUCUGAAAAGCCCAGAGCAGACGGGGCUGAGGAAGCAUCUGAAAAGCCCGAUGAGGAGGCACCUGAAAAACCUAAAGAUCAGGAGGCAUCCGGCGAGCCGAGAGACGAGGCUUCCCACAGCCCAAAGGCCCCAGAGGCGGCCAAAGGCGCCCCAGAGGUCACGGUGAAAACCGCUGCCGCGGUGUCGGAGCAGAGGGAAGAGAAGCAGGAUGAAGAUACAAGACAGCCAGACACAAAGGGCGAAAGGGAUCGACGACCUUCAGAUCCUGAUCCAAAAGGAAGCUCGCGCCGAAGUAAGCCAGGAGGAUGGGCGCGCCGCCAAGUUCCCUUUGGCGCGAAGUUGCACCCCGUGGAGGACAGGCUUCGAAGGUGGAUUCUUGUCAUUGUUGCUUGCUCCAUGUCACUCUUGGAAAGCGACAUGAAUUGCAAUGAUAUUUCCAUCACAUGACGAGUGGCGGGGGGAUCAAAAAAGCGAUCUAUUUUACUCUUCUCCAGCUCUAGCUAGUCGGCUUCCACUUUGUUGAACUUACGUAUCUUCAAAAAGGUAAGACUCAUCACGAACAGAAGUGGGGAUGCUUCGGCCGCUACCAGCAAUAUGUCACGCCCUUAAAGUAAUAUUGGCGAGGGAAGUAGUUCACACUCUCUCAUUCCAGGAAGUUGAAGGUUUAUGAAUUUCUGGGUCUCAACCUGACUUGUCUGUUCUGGCUGCGCGAGUGGCUACCAACCAGCGCAGAACCUCCUCAAGUUCCGGGCUCUUAGCAAUAUUUUGCACUGCCAGUCAUCUUUGAAUCUUUGAGCGCUCACACAAAAUCCGCAAGAGUGCAACUUGUGCACGCAGUUGCGUUAUCUUGGAAGUACUGCGUCAACGCUCGUGUGCCUGGAGUAUCAUCUUGGAAGGGCCCUUCCAGCAGCGUAUUGUUAUCUUGGCCCAACCUACCCUACCAACCCCUUUUAAUUCGCGACUCUUCAAUGACAAUGUUGCGAGAAUGUUGUGACAUGGAUGACGAUGUUGGAGUCGGUGACAAUGCUAUUUCGGUGCGUUUUGCAGGCUAGCAAAUCACUGCGUACAGUGGCGUAUUUGUUAUGCGAAAGCAGCCGUCCACAAGAAAAGAGCUUUGAAAAAGCGUUUUUCCUUACCCAGUCGAUCCCAACAGCAAAGACGGACGAAGAAGUACGAAGCGCACAGAUCUUGGCGUUUAUAGGCCUUCGCAAUGAGAAAGAAAAGAAAACGAAAAGAAGAGAAAAGAAAAGAACAUAGAAAAGAAAAGAAAAGAAAGAAAGGAAGGAAGGAAGGAAGAAAGCAAGAAAGCAUGCAAGCAAGCAAGGAAAGGAAGGAAAGUAAAGAAAGAAAAGAAAGAAAAGGAAGCAAGGAAGCAAGAAAGCAAGCAAGCAAGGAAAGGAAGGUAAGGAAGGUAAGCAAGGAAAGAAAGGAAAGAAAGGAAAGAAAGGAAAGAAAGGAAAGACAGGAAAGAAGGGAAAGAAAGAAAGAACGAAAGAAAGAACAGAUUGAAAUCAUUUGGAUGCAUUUGAUGCUGUGUUGUUAUGUGUCGUUGGUUAACAGUGCUUGCACCGUUUCCCUUCUCAACGUUUUGGCCCAAGAAGCCUUUUGCUCGAAGUUAAUGUUGACCCAGGCAAUCCUUGUAUAAUGCAACAUUGGCAGUGGGACUUGGGCUGCAGGUUUGUUAGCUGUGAUGUUGCCGAUCAGUCAUACCAGACAGGCUAAAAUCUCGGCAAAACCCUGCAAAGAAAAAC